This is a messenger RNA of Penicillium verhagenii, 1530 nucleotides long. RefSeq lists its product as uncharacterized. Lineage: Eukaryota; Fungi; Ascomycota; Eurotiomycetes; Eurotiales; Aspergillaceae. The record is from RefSeq and is a predicted model, not a curated record. Gene Ontology annotation, molecular function: oxidoreductase activity, acting on paired donors, with incorporation or reduction of molecular oxygen; heme binding; iron ion binding. The coding region runs from base 1 to 1530 and encodes 509 amino acids. The transcript has 4 exons.
AUGGCUUCAUUACUUUCGGUGAAGGCGUUUGCCCAAGCUUUGACUGCCGACAUUCAAAGCCUCGGACUAUCAGCUGUGAUUUUUGGAGUUUUAUCUCAUGUUUUUAUCUUCCGAACUUUACCUGUAGAAGAAUAUCUGAAAAGUUUGAUUCUUCUAUACGCUGCUACGGCUGUCGCGAUCGGGGCCACCUAUCUUUCUAUCUCAGAUGUAUCAUUUUUACAAGCACUUGUCCGCGUGGCUAUAAUCACAUCUUCCUUCAAUACAGGCCUUGCAGCUAGUAUUGGUGUUUAUCGGUACUUUUUCCACCGACUGCACCGUUUCCCGGGUCCUAAGCUAUCCAAGCUCUCCCGUUUCCAUGAUGCUUAUUUGGCGGCGCGGAACGUCCAAUAUAAUGUGGAAGUUGAGCGGAUGCACGAGAAGUACGGCGACUUUAUCAGAACCGCUCUGGCAUCCUAUGAGCCCAGGAUCAGACUCAAGGCAGAUCAGCUAGUCUCUCACAUGGAAAAGAAUCUCGGCCAAGGUAUCGAUAUCACUACCUGGGCAAUGUUCUUCAGUUUUGACAUCAUGGGAGAUGUUGGAUUCGGAAAGGAAUUCAACAAUCUAAGUACUGGAGUUGAGCACCCAGGCAUCAAAGCUGUCCAUGACCAUAUGGCCAUUUUAGGGAUUGGAAUGCACGUCCCAUGGGUCCUGUUUCUUGCUACCCGUAUCCCAGGAGCGUCAGCCUCAUUAGCUGCUUUCUUCCAAUGGUGCGAAGACGAGGUCGUACAAAAGCAAAAGGUCUACUACACCCCUCCUAUCAUUUUCUACUUCACCUGGGAUGCAAAAGAAUACCCCAACGAUGUGGUCUCAUGGCUACUCAAAGCCUACGUUGAGAAAGACAUCUCGGCACCACCCACUGCAACUGCACUCCACGAGGACUCGCGCGCUGUCUUAGUUGCCGGCAGCGAUACCACGGCCAGCAUGCUAGCCUCGACAAUUUACUUCCUAGCGAAAUACCCUGCCGUCCAAGCCAAACUGCAGCAGAAGCUGGACGAGGCCAUUCCCGGCGGGUCUGCCGAGUGGUCUUACGAGCAGACUAAGAGCGUUGCUUACCUGGAGGAUGUCAUUACCGAGACACUUAGAUUGCGGCCAUCAGUUAUGGUGGGCGCAAGCCGUGUUACGCCUACAGAAGGACUCCAAGUCGAUGAGGUCCAUAUACCAGGAGAUGUGAAUGUUUUUGUGCCGAUCCAGUUGCUCCAGACGGAUGAACGGUACUACGAGCAGGCUAAGGCGUUCAUUCCGGAGCGAUGGCACGAGAAGAAAGAGAUGGUUUGUGAGGACGCGCCAUUUUUCCCCUUUAUAAUGGGACCGUACAUAUGCCCUGGAAAAAAUUUGGCACUGAUGAGCCUUCGUAUUGCGGUUUCAAAGCUGGUACAGCGAUAUGAUAUCAAGUUUGCGCCAGGCGAGACGGGUAUUGGAUAUGAGACAGAGACAUUGGAUACGUUUACGGCUGCACUGCCGCCGUUGCAAAUACAGUUCCAGCGGCGUUGA